AUGUUCUGGCGUUUGACUGAGGAAGAGCGCUCUUUACUAGCCCAUCUGUCAUCUGUCUACCAAGAUAUAGUUUUGUCCAUUCUGCAAAUGAACCCACCAAAGGAGCCAGUGCCUCUCCAUUUGAUGACAAAAGAGUUGUGCAUAGAAGAACAUGAAGGACUGAUACGAAGUGUUAUCAGUUUUGUGAAAUAUUUGCAGGACUUUCGGCAGCUAAGCAUUGAUGAUCAGAUAGCUUUAGUAAAAGCUUCUAAUGACCCGGUGUUGUCUUUAAGGGCUUGUGCCCUGUAUAUUUCAGAAAAGGAGGCAUGGCUGUGCAAUUAUGGGUAUUUAACCCAAGAGCAUCAGCGUCAUAUAUACCCAGACAAUCCAUUUAUUGAUCAGUUUUUGCAGUUCUGCACAACUGUCAAAAAGAUUGUGAAAAAUGACACAACGCUUUAUGCUUUGCUUCACUGUGUUAUUUUAUUUGACCCUAAUGAUGAGCGCAUUACUGAUCGCCAGUCUGUGAACAUGAUCCGUGGAAAGUUCCUUACGCUUUUGCGGCAUUACUUAGAAUCAGUGUACUCCUAUUGCCAUAGUGAUAGAUAUAUGUUGGUGCUACAAGAACUUCUCCUUUAUUUAAGGGACCUGUGUCAUGAAUCUCGGUAUCUGAUGAAGAAAAUUUUUCCCAAGAUCUCAAAUGAACUGCUGGUGGAGCUGUAUGAUCUAGAUCAAUAA
Pomacea canaliculata is the source of this 714-nucleotide messenger RNA. RefSeq names its product nuclear hormone receptor HR96-like. The transcript has a single exon. The record is from RefSeq and is a predicted model, not a curated record. Gene Ontology annotation, molecular function: nuclear receptor activity; RNA polymerase II cis-regulatory region sequence-specific DNA binding. Gene Ontology annotation, biological process: positive regulation of transcription by RNA polymerase II; cell differentiation; negative regulation of transcription by RNA polymerase II. NCBI's taxonomy places the organism in Eukaryota, Metazoa, Mollusca, Gastropoda, Architaenioglossa, Ampullariidae. Bases 1 to 714 code for a protein of 237 amino acids.